Molecule: messenger RNA, 3078 nt
Organism: Oncorhynchus keta (chum salmon)
Lineage: Eukaryota; Metazoa; Chordata; Actinopteri; Salmoniformes; Salmonidae
Product: methylmalonyl-CoA epimerase, mitochondrial-like
Exons: 3
Coding region: 192-722 (176 amino acids)
Biological process (GO): L-methylmalonyl-CoA metabolic process
Cellular component (GO): mitochondrion
Molecular function (GO): methylmalonyl-CoA epimerase activity
Source: RefSeq, a predicted model, not a curated record
UUGUGCUAUGAAGUUCCGGAUAGCAGGUCAGGUUUAGACGUAGCUAGCUGGAUAGACAACAUUAAUAUCCCAAAUAACUGUAUUUACAAUGGCAAUGUACGGGGUUUAAUUGAAAAGCAAUAUACGUGUAUCCCCAUUGUCUUGACAUUCAAAGCCAUUCGCUAUCCUACGUUGCACGAAUCUUCGAAAAUAUGGCGGCGUCGGUGUUGAAGGUUGCACUUACAGGUCUCUCAAAAUGUGUUCGUCACACUUGUUCUCCAAUGCUGAGGACAAUUUCAAACUCAACACCAUUCUGCCAAGGUAUUCCAGGAUCUGUAUGGAAACUGGGAAGGCUAAAUCACAUCGCUAUAGCUGUGCCAGACAUGGAGAAAGCCACUGCUCUUUACAGAGAUGUACUGGGGGCUCAGGUCAGCGAUAAAGUUCCCCUUCCUGAACAUGGAGUCUACACUGUCUUUGUGGAGCUGGGUAACACCAAGCUGGAACUGCUGCACCCACUCGGGGACAAGAGCCCCAUUGCAGGCUUCCUACAGAAGAACACAUCUGGUGGGAUGCACCAUAUCUGCAUUGAGGUUGAUGAUAUCAAUGCAGCGAUAGUGGAUCUGAAGGCUAGGAACAUUAGAACCCUGUCAGCUAAACCACGGAUAGGCGCUCAUGGGAAACCUGUCAUGUUCCUCCACCCAAAAGACUGUGAUGGUGUACUUGUGGAACUGGAGCAAGCUUGAAUACCCACAGGUCUCAUAAACUCUGUAGUUCACAAUUAGCCGGUUUGAAAAUGGAUUUAUUAUUGUGCUUUUUCCACAAGUAAUAAUGAUAGCAAAGGUAACAUUUUUUAUAUGUAUAAUAGCAGGGCAUUGAUCUAUGAAAUAUAAUAUAUACACUACUGGUCAAAGGUUUUAGAACACCUACUUAUUCAAGGGUUUUUCUUUAUACUAUUUUCUACAUUGUAGAAUAAUAGUGAGAAGACAUCAAAACUAUGAAAUAACACAUGGAAUCAUGUAGUAACAAAAAAAGUGUUAAACAAAUCAAAAUAUAUAUAAAAAUAGCCGCUCUUUGCCUUGAUGACAGCUUUGCACACUCUUGGCAUUCUCUCAACCAGCUUCACCUGGAAUGCUUUUCCAACAGUCUUGGAAGGAGUUACCACAUAUUGCUGAGCACUUGUUGGCUGCUUUUCCUUCACUCUGCUGUUCGACUCAUCCCAAACCAUCUCAAUUUGGUUGAGGUAGGGGAUUCUGGAGGCCAGGUCAUCUGAUGCAACACUCCAUCACUCUCCUUCUUGUUAUAUUAGCCCUUAUACAUCCUGGAGGUGUGUUGAGUCAUUUUCCUGUUGGAAAAACAAAUGAUACUCUCACUAAGCCCACACCAGAUGUGAUGUUGUAUUGUGGUAGCCAUGCUGGUUAAUUUGAAAUAAAUCACAGUGUCACCAGCAAAGCACCCCCACACUGUAACACCUCCUCCUCCAUGCUUUACUGUGGGAAAUACACAUGCAGAGAUCAUCCGUUCACCCACACCGCAUCUCACAAAGACAUGGCGGUUGGAACCAAAAAUCUCCAAUUUGGACUCGAGACCAAAGGACAAAUUUCCACCGGUCUAAUGUCCGUUGCUCUGGUUUUUUGGUCACCCCAAAAGGUGACUGGGUGUAAGAUGAUCUUCUUGGUGUCCUUUAGUAGUGGUUUCUUUGCAGCAAUUCGACCAUGAAGGCCUAAUUCACACAGUCUCCUCUGAACAGUUGAUGUUGAGAUGUCUGUUACUUCAACUCUGAAGCAUUUCUUUGAGCUGCAAUUUCUGAGGCUGGUAACUUUAAUGAACUUAUCCUUAUCCUAUCUUCUCUAUACCACCCUACCUUGUCACAACACAACUGAUUGGCUCAAACGCUUUAAGAAGGAAAGAAAUUCCACAAAUUAACUUUUAUGAAGGAACACUUGUUAAUUGAAAUGCAUUUGAGUGCAUAAAAUAUAGUUUGAUUUGUUUAACACUUUUUGUAGUUACUACAUGAUUCCAUAUGUGUUAGUUCAUAGUUUUGAUGUCUUCAGUAUUAUUCUAUAAUAUAGAAAAUAGUCAAAAAUAAAGAAAAACCCUUGAAUGAAUAAGUGUUCUGAAACUUUUGACCGGUAGUGUAUUGGUUUGUUUUCCUUUAAAAUAAAAAAAAAGCUUUAUCUGCCUUAAAACUAAGUUUCUAUUUGCCUCUGCUGUGAAUAAAUUCUAUGAUCAACUCUAAGCACUUAUGGUGAGGAAAUUCACAUGUAUUAAUUCAUUUUCACGUGUAGAUAGAUAAAUGUUUUUAUGUGAAACAACUCUUAUUUUCACACGGAUUUAAACAGAGUUGCUGUGGAAAUAUUUAUUUGGAGCGAAUUCAAUAAUUAUGCACCUUUCAGCUGGCUCUCAGAGGAAUGCUCUCUCAUUGUGAAGAAAAGCAAAAUGGCCUUUUGAUUUGCAACUUCUGGAAACCUAAUUUGAACUUGCUAUGCAACAGGACAAAUGUCUUAAUAUAAAAAUGUAUGAACUGAUAAGCAUAUUGAGUGUAAUAAGGUUGUUUCAGUGUACUAAAAGCAUUUACGCUUAAUUGCAUGAACAUUUUAAGAAGCCUGUCCAGUCUUAUCUUUAGUGUUGCAGCAGGCUUUUCUUAUUUCCUCAAUGCCGUAGUUCUCCAGGCUGUUAGGAAUUGGAGUGAAGAAAUGCAAAAGGAACCUCUUCACAGUUUCCGCAUGAAUAUCAAUUCAUAGCCCUCAGCAUAUAUUCCUAAUUACAUUAGUCAGGCUCUUGUUUUGGAACUACAUUUCAGGCAAUGUGUUUUAUGUUGUUGACUUUCUGUGGUGUUAAACAUGUAAUAGUUUAAUUUGAUGUGAAAUACGCACAUUCAGUAGCUUUGCCAAUAAUUUGUCACCAGUCUGGUGCCUAGAACAACUUAUCUUCUGCAGCAGAGGUAACUCUGGGUCUUCCUUUCCUGUGGCGGUCUUUACAAGAGCCAACUUCAUCAUAGCGCUUGAUGGUUUCUGCAAUUGCACUUGAAGAAACUUUCGAAGUUCCUGAAAUGUCCCUUAUUGACUGAUCUUCAUGUCUUAAAGUAAUGAUGGACUGUCA